AUAAUGGUGGGUGUUCGCAAGAUACGGACUGUUCUCUUAAUGGUAAUGGUGCUUUUGUUAGUGUUUAUUAUGAAACAGGUUGGCCAGCGAUGGUCUGUCAAGGAAUAUACCCCAGGAAAGCAUGUAAUGAGCAGAAAUCGCUUAGAGGACCUUGUUGUCAUCAUUAGAGAAUUCGAGACCUUUGAUAAUGAUGUAAGCGAGACUGUUGAAUCUGUACUGAGUGCAUGUGGUGGAGUGUGUAGGGUUUUAGUUGUCAGUGAUGAGACCAUAUAUCCCCCUCUGCACCUGCCAAAGCAAGUCAAGUCGCUGGUCUUGACACCUGGACUUCUGCACCACCGUCCACACAUCCCUGAUUUUCUCACAAAUACGAAAUAUGUAUUAAUACUCCCCGAUGGCGCGCGGUGUUCUUCUCGCAUGCAGUUGCAUGACCUGAUACACUUGCUUGACACUGGUGAUUGGCAGGUAGUUGCAGUUGGUGUGGGUGGAUCACCUCUCACAUGUCAUCGUUACACACUUGACAUUCAGGCCUGGACACUCUCGAUAGCCCCAGCGCCUCAGAGUGAGGCAUGCGAUGCAAUAAGUGGCCGUGCAGCCAUCCUGAUGCAGGUUAGUGAUUUCUUGAAGCUAACCCAUCCAUUAGCUCGACCCAUCCCAGUUAGCAUAGGUAUACAGGGUGCAUCGCGUUCUUGGAAGGUCCAUGUCAGUCGAGGAGGCUUGUUUGGUGAGGGCCGUCAGCUCUACUCAACAGAGCACUUGCAGUGGAAGCAUGAUUCACUUGAAGAAGAAAGAAGAAAGGCUUUAUAUGCUGCUCUGGGAAUUAAGAAAGUGGUAAGUUCCGGUGGCAACGUUCUGUGGUAUGGUUGCACUCGUACAACACCACGGUGCUUUCCAACAGUGGUGGAUGACACGCCUGAUUACCUCUACCUGGGUCGUUGGACACCACCAUGUUGUCUGGAAGGGCUUAGAGCCACAGCUAGACAUGUAUUUCAAGCUUUGAAAGCAUGUCGUGCUCGCUGGUGGCUGGAAGGAGGUUCAUUACUGGGGGCUGUUCGCAAUGGAGACAUCAUUCCUUGGGAUUAUGAUGUUGAUGUAGGAAUUUAUGCACAAGAUGUGGAUCGCUGUCCGCAGCUUAAAGCAGCGCGUUGGCAAACUUUAGAGGAUGCAGAAGGCUUUGUGUGGCAGAGGGCAUCGGAGGGAGGGUUUUUUAGAGUACACUACAGCACUACCAACCACCUUCAUGUGGAUGUCUUUCCCUUCAGCCCACGUGGAGGUGCCAUGACACGUGGUGGUGCUUGGACAACGGGCCACCGUCAAGACAUAGAUUUUCCCGAACAUUUCUUAAGACCCCUUGCCACAGUUAACUUUGCCGGGGUCUUAGCCUCAGCCCCCAACAAUGUGCGGGACUUUUUAGAGCUCAAAUUUGGUGCAGGUGUCAUUGAGUCACCACAGUACCCCAAUCCUGAUGUGCUUCUCUCUCGGAAUAUCUCCAUUCUGCCACACCUGUGAUGUGGAUCUUGCCUUACAGAGGAGUUGACAGGGACAACAGUGGACUCUCGGGCACUUUCUUGGUUGCCGUUGCAGGUAUUCUUGUCUUCUGAUGCAAAUGUGAAUGUUUUUACGAAUAAUUCAUCUCGUCUUAUUAGUGUGCAUUUAUUGUUGAUGUGUUGUCUUCCAACAAUGUGAAGUAUAUUUUAUCAAAUUAUAUUAAUAUUGAAUAUCAGUGGAAUCAAAAUAUUGAAUAGUAAGUAAAAUCAUUACGAUUGAUUUCCUUACAUACUCUCAUUUGUGAUUACUCUUCAGGAAAUGUAUACAAGUUUAAUAGAUAAAUUAAGCAAAAAUUGCUGAUGUUGGCUAUUUGUGAUAUAAUUAGAAAAAAAGUCAUAAUGUUUAAGUUUGCAGUGCUCUUGGCAUCAAAUGUUUUGUUGUUAAUGGAAUCUGUUGAAUAAAAUUUCCAGUGACAAGUGAAAAGUGUGAUAUGUUGAAGAAGACCAUAACUUUGCUCAAUUACUGUAUCCCAUUUUAAGGGUUCAAAAUUUUGUAAAAGUAUGCAUGGAGCUCUUUAUCAUUUUUGACAGAUAUUUUGUUUGAUGUAGUGGAAAGUUUGUUAAAAGCUUAUGUAUUUCAUUAAUAGCUUCAUUUUGAUAGCAUAAUCUUCUGACAUUUUGAAAACUACAAAAUGUGACUGCACAAACAGUAGAUAAAGGACAUCAAACAUUGCACAUGGAACAGUUAUUGAGUUUAGAAUGCAGACAAUCUAGCUGAUUUGUUUUCCUUGAUAAUUAGUGAGUCUGCUGUUUGCUUAUUUAUACUGAGUUGAUCCAAGGCAUUGAUUUGAUCUGCCAGAUUUUGUAUUACAAAGAGAUAGGAAGUAUAUAAAAAAGUUGCUGCUGCCAAAUAGUGUAGGAGAUGUUAGAAAGUGGUAAUGUGCUGUGCUUUUAGAUGUCAGAUUUGGUGUACGUUCUUUUGAUGACUGUGAGGUUGUCAUUUAUUACAGUCAUAUUUGAUGUUGAACUGAUUAUUGUGGUAAUAAAUGAAGGAUGUGCAGA
Messenger RNA from Penaeus indicus, 2546 nucleotides. Its product is annotated as ribitol 5-phosphate transferase FKRP-like. The transcript has a single exon. Bases 4 to 1506 code for a protein of 500 amino acids. Gene Ontology annotation, biological process: protein O-linked glycosylation via mannose. The record is from RefSeq and is a predicted model, not a curated record. Lineage: Eukaryota; Metazoa; Arthropoda; Malacostraca; Decapoda; Penaeidae. Gene Ontology annotation, cellular component: Golgi apparatus.